ACAAAACAAAUUCAACAACAAUGUUCUCUUGUUCUUCCACCACCACCGUUACCGCCGACAUGGCUGGUAACGCCACCGCCAUAACAGACGUCCAUCCAGACAUCAUCCGAACUCACAUCUUGACUAGACUCGACGGCCCAAGUCUAGCAUCCACUAGCUCAGCGUCCUCCCACUUACAAUCUCUCUCUUCAGAAGAUGAACUAUGGAGAGAGUGCUCACCGUUGAGAGUUGACCUUCUCGACUACAAAGAGACCGUGCCGACGCUGGUGAAAUUCUCGGGUGAUGAGGAGACUUGCCGGGCAGAUUUGGAAGAACACAUGAGCUUGAGCUGGAUUCUGAUCGAUCCAACCCAUAAACGGGCGGUGAAUUUGUCGAGCUUGAGGCCGGUUUCGGUGCAGCGCCACUGGUUGACUGGAGGCUUUCUGGCGAGAGCAAGGAGGAGAGUUGCAGGUGAAAGAGGUGAGCAUGCAGGUGGAGGACUUGGAUGGGAUGAUUUUGAGCGGGAAUGA
Ilex paraguariensis (yerba mate) is the source of this 509-nucleotide messenger RNA. The record is from the annotation of a GenBank genome assembly. Lineage: Eukaryota; Viridiplantae; Streptophyta; Magnoliopsida; Aquifoliales; Aquifoliaceae.